This is a messenger RNA of Lycium barbarum (goji berry), 814 nucleotides long. RefSeq names its product 17.7 kDa class I heat shock protein-like. The record is from RefSeq and is a predicted model, not a curated record. Gene Ontology annotation, biological process: response to hydrogen peroxide; response to heat; response to salt stress. The transcript has a single exon. Bases 119 to 583 code for a protein of 154 amino acids. Lineage: Eukaryota; Viridiplantae; Streptophyta; Magnoliopsida; Solanales; Solanaceae.
CUUGACACCCUCUAAGAAGCCAUAAAUACCCAUCUGCCCCUCCUCGUUGAACCAUCAGAAUUGAAAGCAAACAGAAACCCAAGCAAACACAGAAUAUUCUCAAAAAGCUCACUGAAAAAUGUCGCUAAUUCCAAGGAUCUUCGGCGAUCGACAAAGCAGCAGCAUGUUCGAUCCAUUCUCAAUGGACGUGUUUGAUCCUUUCAGGGAAUUAGGGUUCCCAGGUUCCAAUUCACGAGAGACCUCUGCAUUUGCUAACACACGUGUCGACUGGAAGGAAACUCCAGAAGCUCAUGUGUUCAAGGCUGAUCUUCCAGGGCUUAAGAAGGAAGAAGUGAAAGUGGAGAUUGAAGACGAUAGAGUUCUUCAGAUUAGCGGAGAGAGGAAUGUUGAGAAAGAAGAUAAGAAUGAUACGUGGCACCGUGUGGAACGCAGUAGUGGUAAAUUUAUGAGAAGAUUUAGACUUCCAGAGAAUGCUAAGAUGGACCAAGUUAAGGCUAAAAUGGAGAAUGGAGUGCUUACUGUUACUGUUCCUAAGGAAGAAAUUAAGAAGCCUGAUGUUAAGUCCAUUCAAAUCACGGGUUAGAUGAUAUGGCUAAGUACUCUAUGUCUAUGAGAUGGACAAGUUACAUUAUCGAAUAAAGUCGUGUUUGUUGAGGAUUUGAAGAUUCUCUGUAUUAAAGUCUUGAAUCGACUCUGUUUCUCGCCUAAUGGGGCAGUUGAUGUACUUCCUUUAUAAUUCCAUGUUAAAAAUGUAAUAGCAGUGUUGUAUUAUCCUUUGAUUCUGUUCAACUCUGCCAUAUGUUCUUUCUUCUUA